Hymenoscyphus albidus is the source of this 1367-nucleotide messenger RNA. The record is from the annotation of a GenBank genome assembly. Lineage: Eukaryota; Fungi; Ascomycota; Leotiomycetes; Helotiales; Helotiaceae.
UUUUAUCACUCAAGAUGUCAAACACAUUUCGCGCCCUACUUCCACAUGAACAACGGGGAAUCCUGCUGGCCGACGGGUCUGCAAUUGCGAACCAAGAAAUCAAUUACGAGAAGCCCAUCCAACCGACAGCAGAGUACCGGCUCCCAACAACAGGCAACCCAUUUGGUAUAGUUUGGCAUGGUGCCGGGCCGCCACCACCACUCUUCAACAAGUCGACGGUGAUUCUUGCGUGGUGUCCAUAUUCCGUAUCGUACUAACAUCUCAAAGCCAUGGGCGGUGCCAGAAGUCAUUAACUAUUACCUUGAAGCUCAUGCCAAACAGGUACCAUCACUGCCUGAGAGAGAGCUGACCAUUUUCUGCCGCCAGUACUAUGUGUGGGCGUACGUCCUCACUCGCUCUGCGGCAGAGAGAGAGACUCUCUUGGCCCCUGUUCGUGCGAUGGCGGAAUUGGAGGAUACAGCACACAAAGGUAUCAAUACCUACACUUCCUGGUACCAAAGGAAAGAACGUGGAUGCCCAUGGGCAACUGUCGUUUUCAACGGGGGAAUUUGGCCCGGUUUUUUUGGUACCGCACUCUGCAGUAGUUAUUGCGGGGGGGGAUCAUAACUGACAUUUACAGAACGCAUCGGCCAACAGAGAGGCACUAUUGGAUCCUGAAUCUGCGGUCAGAUACAGCCUCGGUGACUAUCAUCAUUACCAAGAGUGGCUUGACAAGGUGAUGAGGAGCGACGAAUGUGAUCAGCCGGUCGUCCUCGGUUCGGCACUUGACCCAAAUAGACCAAUUCAGAACCGCAACCCAAUAUUUUAUGUGACGGGAGCACCCGAUGGCACCGCGAAUACGUAAGUUUCAGGCGUAUGCCUACUGUCUGAGCUUUCAUUUCGCUGUUGAUCACUAUAGUAAGAAAUGUCCAAAGUGCCAGGUUUCUCGCUUUCUGAGCGGCCGACAAAAUAAAUGGCGACGAAUGGUGCUGUCGGUGGAAUCUGUCAGCAUUGUAAGGAGGGAUUGGUUUGUGGAGGAGAAGAAGGCGCUCCGGAAUGUUGUGGUGUUUUCAAACACAGGAUUUGCUUCUCGGCGGCCCAAAUCCGUAACGCCAGAGGACAUGACACCAUCUCUUACGCGGUAAGUGAUGUAAUAUUCCUCUUGUUGAAUUAUGGUAUGCUAACAUAUUAUAGACAUGUUUUGCAUGUGUCAAGAACAACCAGCAGGUCAUUGGAGGUCCUACGCGUGCAGGACCGGGAUAAUACGGCGAUGAAGGAUACCAAGAUGGUGAUCCAAUUUUUCGAGGAUUGCUAGAAGAUUGGAAUGGGAUACUCUAGCUACAGAGACUUGGACCAGAGGAUCUUUCGUCGCAGAUGGCCUAUUGUCA